Molecule: messenger RNA, 873 nt
Organism: Suricata suricatta (meerkat)
Lineage: Eukaryota; Metazoa; Chordata; Mammalia; Carnivora; Herpestidae
Gene: MIP
Product: major intrinsic protein of lens fiber
Exons: 4
Coding region: 1-792 (263 amino acids)
Biological process (GO): transmembrane transport
Cellular component (GO): plasma membrane; apical plasma membrane
Molecular function (GO): water channel activity
Source: RefSeq, a predicted model, not a curated record
AUGUGGGAACUGCGGUCAGCCUCCUUCUGGAGGGCCAUAUUUGCUGAGUUCUUUGCCACCCUCUUCUAUGUCUUUUUUGGACUAGGGGCUUCACUGCGUUGGACCCCCGGACCCCUGCAUAUCUUGCAGGUGGCUCUGGCCUUUGGCCUGGCCCUUGCUACACUGGUGCAGGCUGUGGGCCACAUCAGUGGAGCCCAUGUCAAUCCUGCAGUCACUUUUGCCUUCCUUGUGGGUUCCCAGAUGUCUCUGCUCCGUGCCUUCUGCUAUAUGGCAGCCCAACUCCUGGGAGCCGUGGCUGGGGCUGCCGUGCUGUAUAGUGUUACCCCGCCUGCCGUCCGAGGAAACCUAGCACUCAAUACGUUGCACCCUGGGGUAAGUUUGGGCCAGGCCACCACAGUGGAGAUCUUCCUGACACUCCAGUUUGUGCUCUGCAUCUUUGCCACAUAUGACGAGAGGCGGAAUGACCGCCUGGGAUCUGUGGCCCUGGCUGUUGGCUUCUCCCUCACCUUGGGGCACCUCUUUGGGAUGUAUUAUACUGGUGCAGGCAUGAACCCUGCCCGCUCCUUUGCUCCUGCCAUUCUCACCAGAAACUUCACCAACCACUGGGUAUACUGGGUGGGCCCAAUCAUUGGAGGAGGACUAGGCAGUCUCCUCUACGACUUUCUCCUCUUCCCCCGGCUCAAGAGUGUUUCUGAGAGACUGUCUAUUCUCAAGGGUUCCAGGCCCAGUGACUCCAAUGGACAACAAGAGGGCACAGGGGAACCUGUUGAACUGAAGACCCAGGCCUUGUGAAAGCUGCAGUUGGCUCGAGGGAAUAGAAAGCUUCUGGGUUUAUUCAGAGGGGCUGAGCCAGCCCCUGGAUGAAGAAAGACU